This is a messenger RNA of Python bivittatus (Burmese python), 2629 nucleotides long. RefSeq names its product mitogen-activated protein kinase 11 (gene MAPK11). The record is from RefSeq and is a predicted model, not a curated record. Gene Ontology annotation, molecular function: MAP kinase activity; ATP binding. NCBI's taxonomy places the organism in Eukaryota, Metazoa, Chordata, Lepidosauria, Squamata, Pythonidae. Gene Ontology annotation, biological process: protein phosphorylation.
GUAACUCAGUCGCCGUCGCUGCUCCUGCUGCUGCCGCCGCCGGCUCCGGAAAAUGUCUGAGCGAGGCGGCUUCUAUAAGCAGGAUUUGAAUAAAACGGUGUGGGAGGUUCCCCAGCGCUAUCAGCACUUGACCCCGGUGGGCUCGGGGGCUUACGGCUCCGUGUGUUCAGCAUAUGAUACCAAGACAAGGCAGAAGGUGGCAGUCAAAAAGCUUUCAAGACCUUUCCAGUCCCUUAUUCAUGCUAGAAGGACGUAUCGGGAGCUUAGAUUACUCAAGCACAUGAAACAUGAAAAUGUUAUAGGAUUACUAGAUGUUUUUACACCUGCAGCAUCAAUAGAAAACUUUAAUGAAGUGUAUCUUGUCACAAAUUUAAUGGGUGCUGACCUGAAUAAUAUAGUGAAGUGUCAGAAAUUGACAGAUGACCAUAUACAGUUUCUUAUAUAUCAGUUACUUCGAGGACUAAAGUAUAUCCAUUCUGCUGGAAUCAUUCACCGGGACCUGAAGCCCAGUAACUUAGCUGUAAAUGAAGACUGUGAAUUAAGGAUUUUAGACUUUGGCUUAGCCCGGCAAACUGACGAUGAAAUGACAGGCUAUGUGGCAACCCGCUGGUACAGAGCCCCAGAAAUCAUGCUAAAUUGGAUGCAUUAUAAUCAGACAGUUGACAUUUGGUCAGUUGGAUGCAUCAUGGCAGAGCUGCUGAAAGGGAAGGCUCUUUUCCCAGGAAAUGAUUACAUUGACCAGCUGAAACGAAUAAUGGAAGUAGUUGGUACGCCCAGUUCUGAACUUCUCAAGAAAAUAUCAUCAGAGCAUGCCAGAAAAUAUAUAGAAUCUCUACCAUAUAUGCCUCAACAGGAUCUGAAAGUAGUAUUUCGUGGAGCAAACCCAUUAGCUGUGGAUCUUCUUGAGAAGAUGCUCAUCCUGGACAGUGACAAAAGAAUAACAGCCUCAGAAGCACUUGCGCAUCCUUAUUUUGCUCAGUAUCAUGAUCCUGAGGAUGAACCAGAGGCAGAGCUGUAUGAUGAAUCGAUAGAAAAUAAAGAAAGGGUUAUAGAUGAGUGGAAAGAACUAACAUAUGAAGAAGUGAUCAGCUUUAAACCACCCGACUUGAAGAUGGAUAGCCUUGAAAUUGAACAAUAAAUCCAGACUCCUCUUUUUGCUAUGCUUUACUAUGAAGACUAUAAAACAUCUAGCAUUGCAAUUCAAUUUCAUAUAUGACAAGCAUAGAUUUUACUGUCCAAAGAUCUUGGAAAAGCUACAGAAAUGCAAGCAGACCAUUCUGAAGAAACAUAUAUUGGGGAGGGGAUUGCCUUGUACUACGAAUGUAAUAAUUGCAGAACAUUAAGAACUGCUUCAUUCUGAAAAAUGAUGCACUGAGGUUUGUCUUUUUAAACUUUGUCUUCUCUGCAUGUCCCCAGUGUGAUGCCAAAAAUGGUGUGUUUUUUUUUUUAAAAAAGAUUAUUUUCUCAAAUUGUACAGUUCACGCAUGAAUGUAUGUGGAGACAAAAAUAGAAAUCCAUAGAAGCAAUUUCUUGUUUUUAAGCAUUAUGAUGUUUGUUUUUUUAAUUUAUAGUUAGUGCCUUUAGGAAAAGGAGCCAGUGUGGUAAAUUAGGAAUAAAAUAUACCUGUAGUUAUACCUGUAGCAGUUUUAAGGACAUGAGUGAGCAACGGUUACAAAUCAGUCAAAUUUAUUGUUUCCUGAUAGCAUUGAAGUUUGUCGUUGUUUCUCCUGUAGUCCUUGAAAAGUGCAGGGCACAUGUUUUAUUGGGGAAUUUUGCACUACAUUGGUCCACAACAUAAAAUCUGGAGGAAUGGAGUUUAUCUUACAUGCUUGAGCUCUUUUGAAGAUCAAACUCUCUGCUAACACACUUUUUUCUGUAAUUUUGCAGUGCCUCUCUUUCCAUCUCCUUGUCAAUAAACUCUUUCCUUUUCUAAAUUCCUGUAGCUUUUGUCUGGCAGCUGCAUUUUAAUCUAGAACAGCGAAUAUGGAAUGCUGUGAAUGGGCUGAAAGAGAAGAAGGUUUGGAGAAAUCUUUUUUCAUCAAAAUAUGUUGAACAUACCAAGUGGGCAGUCUAGCACAUGGUACUAGUGAGCAUGGUUACAUACAGGUUGGAGCACUAUGGCCAUUAAGAACAUAAUGGUUCAAAAGAAGAUGCCUUCUGCUAAUAACCUUGUGAAGUGGGAACCAAAGGACUUUUAAUUUGCUCUUUCUGUUCAGCCUCCUUCUAAUAUGACUUGUUGGGACUACUUGAGGGAAUGCCUGGAGGUUAAGAUCUGCAGAAUAGCCUUCCUCAGUUCUCUUUCUUUACCCUUGAAAAUAAAACUGGAAAUAUCUGAUGGUUAGGGAUAUCUUCCUAGAGAUCCCUUUUGGACAGAUUGUAGCAAAAAUUGUUGAAAUCCAGAUUUUUUGAUGAGAAGAAUGAGCACCAAUUAUCUUAAAGAUAUUUAUCAGGAAAGGGAACAGCAAUGAACAAUUAAUUCCUACCGCCCCAUCCCAUUAUUUCAUUUUCUAAACUUAAAGUAGCAAGCACAAUCUAGGCAACUGUUGAUUUGAUUUAAACACAACAAUGAUAGAAACCUACUUUGUUGAAUAAAAUUAUAGGCAAUUUAAUAAGUUUUGUCGAAGGCUUU